Messenger RNA from Papaver somniferum (opium poppy), 789 nucleotides. RefSeq lists its product as uncharacterized. Bases 13 to 531 code for a protein of 172 amino acids. The transcript has 4 exons. NCBI's taxonomy places the organism in Eukaryota, Viridiplantae, Streptophyta, Magnoliopsida, Ranunculales, Papaveraceae. The record is from RefSeq and is a predicted model, not a curated record.
UUUUAUUGUGCAAUGGUAUUCGGUGGCUACAUUGCUAAUUCCAAGAAGGAGUGUCCGGCAGAUCCUGCAUCAAUUCCAUCAGUCUACUAUGCGAAUCAUAAGAAGGUGCGAGAGGUGAUUGAUCCUACUGACUGGACAGGAAAUCGUGCUGAUGAACAGAACUUCUUUGGGUAUAAAUGUAAAGGUUGCGGUCAAGAUCGUGCGUAUAAACGGUUGAAGUGUUUCGCCGAUGAGAUUACAAAUGGGAACAUGACUGUAGAUGAGCACGAAUGGCUCUUAUUGAAAGCUAUGGAAGAGGCUGUUGAGGAUUCUUUUCCUUUAGUCGGUGGAAAUAUUACUUGUUUAAAGCACAUCUCUGUCACUGGUGUCUCGGUUUUAUUUGAUGAUCAUUUUGAUACAAUAAAGACGAGGUUGCGUGAACUGAGACCACAUGUUGAUAUACAUUUGCGACGAAUUUCUAAAGGAUACAAAUAUGCUAAAGCACAUAAAUACAUGAAAGGUCUGAUGAAGGAAGUCAAUGAGAUUGUGUAGGCAUCAACCCGCAGUGACGUGCAGGUACUGGGGGUGUGAUUCCUGAGUGCUCAGGUUUUUUUUGUGGUUGCUUUUACAUAUCAUCUUUGUUCAAAUUCUUCCCCUGCAGCUGAAGUAUGGGCUAUAUAAGUCAUUGUCUUCUUCUUGCUCUUGAGCUCAAUAUCACUCACCUGACUGUAGAUAGUCUUCUACUAUAGCUUUUUGUAACUCUUCUGUGUCUGCUCCUUGGUACUUGAGAGUUCUCUUGCUUGACAUUCA